Orycteropus afer afer is the source of this 3315-nucleotide messenger RNA. RefSeq names its product SEL1L family member 3 (gene SEL1L3). Gene Ontology annotation, molecular function: protein binding. The record is from RefSeq and is a predicted model, not a curated record. Bases 1 to 3315 code for a protein of 1104 amino acids. Lineage: Eukaryota; Metazoa; Chordata; Mammalia; Tubulidentata; Orycteropodidae. The transcript has 24 exons.
AUGCAACGGCGCGGCGUGGGGCUCGGGUGGCCGCGGCAGCAGCAGCAGCAGCAGCAACCCCCGCCGCCCACGGUCGGCCCCCGGGCCUCAACCAUGGUUCCCCUGAGCGGCGGCUGCUCCCAGGGCCUCGGCGGCCGCCCUGCCUGCGCGCUGCUCCUCCUCUGCUACCUGAAUUUUGUACCAUCUCUGGGCAGGCAGACUUCCUUGACUACAUCAGUGAUACCCAAAGCUGAGCAGAACGUGGCUUACAAAGACUUCAUUUAUUUUACUGUCUCUGAAGGAAAUGUUCGCAAUGUCUCCGAAGUCUCGGUUGAGUAUUUAUGCUCUAAGCCUUGUGUUGUCAAUUUGGAAGCAGUUGUCUCAUCUGAGUUCAGGAGUAGCAUUCCUGUGUACAAAAAAAGAUGGAAGAAUGAGAAACAUCUUCACACCAGCAGGACACAAAUAGUGCAUGUGAAAUUUCCAAGCAUCAUGGUUUACAGAGAUGAUUAUUUCAUCAGACACUCCAUUUCGGUAUCCGCAGUGAUACUACGCGCUUGGAUUACUCACAAAUAUAGUGGUGGAGACUUGAAUGUGAAAUGGGAGGAAAACUUGCUACAUGCUGUAGCGAAGAAUUUCACUCUGCUGAAGGCGGUCCCCCCUUUUGAACGCCCUUUCAAAGAUCAUCAAGUGUGCCUUGAGUGGAACAUGGGUUAUAUUUGGAACCUUCGGGCAAACAAGAUUCCCCAGUGUCCUUUUGAAAAUGACUUGGUUGCCCUCCUGGGCUUUCCCUAUGCCUCCAGUGGGGAAAACACAGGCAUCGUGAAGAAGUUCCCGAGGUUUCAGAACCGAGAGCUGGAGGCCACCCGACGCCAGCGGAUGGAUUACCCAGUAUUUACUGUUUCACUGUGGCUUUACUUACUCCAUUACUGCAAGGCCAAUCUCUGUGGGAUUCUGUAUUUUGUUGAUUUGAAUGAGAUGUACGGCACACCUUCUGUGUUUCUUACUGAAGAGGGCCACUUGCAUAUUCAGAUGCAUCUUGUCAAAGGAGAAGACCUUGCUGUGAAAACUAAAUUCAUCGUCCCUUUGAAGGAGUGGUUUCGGCUGGAUAUCUCUUUUAAUGGAGGCCAGAUAGUAGUAACCACUGGCAUUGGUGAGGAUUUAAAAAGCUACCAUCACCAAACCAUCAGCUUCCGGGAGGAUUUCCAUUACAAUGACACUGCUGGCUACUUCAUCAUUGGAGGGAGUAGGUAUGUGGCUGGCAUCGAAGGGUUUUUUGGACCGCUGAAGUACUACCGCCUCCGCACUCUGGACCCUGCCCAGAUUGUUAAUCCCCUCCUUGAGAAGCAACUUGCUGAACAAAUCAAAUUAUAUUAUGAAAGGUGUGCUGAAGUUCAAGAAAUAGUGUCUGUGUAUGUGUCCACAGUGCAGCAAGGCAGCAAAAGCGAACAAGCAUGUGACCUCCGGAACCCCUACCUGGACCUCAAGCACAGGUAUGGGAGCCCAUUGACUUGCAGAGCCUUCCCCUGGCAGAAAGAACUGAAAGACAAACAUCCCAGCUUGUUCCAGGUCUUGCUGUCGAUGGAUCUGUUGACUGUGCCAGGAAACUCGGAUGAAUCCAUAUUAGAAAUCGGUGGGAGGAUAUUUGAGAAGGCUGUAAAGAGACUCUCCAGUGUUGAUGGGCUUCACCAAAUUAGCUCUGUCAUUCCCUUUCUGAUGGAUUCCAGCUGCUGUGGAUACCAUAAAGCGUCCUACUACCUCACAGUCUUUUAUGAAACUGGAUUAAGUGUACCCCAGGACCAGCUGCAGGGUAUGUUGUAUAGUUUGGUUGGAGGGCAAGGUGGUGAGAGGCUGUCUUCAAUGAAUCUUGGGUACAAACACUACCAGGGCAUUGAUAACUAUCCCCUGGACUGGGAACUGUCCUAUGCCUACUACAGUGUCAUUGCCAUGAAGACUCCCCUUGACCAGCACACGCUACAAGGAGAUCAGGCAUAUGUUGAAGCAAUUAGAUUGAAGGAUGAUGAAAUACUCAAAGUACAAACCAAAGAAGAUGGAGACGUCUUUAUGUGGUUAAAGCAUGAAGCCACCCGAGGCAAUGCUGCAGCUCAGCAACGAUUGGCACAAAUGCUCUUCUGGGGGCAGCAGGGCGUGGCCAAGAACCCUGAGGCGGCAAUCGAGUGGUACGCCAAGGGCGCGCUGGAGACCGAGGAUCCUGCCUUAAUAUAUGACUAUGCCAUUGUGUUAUUCAAGGGUCAAGGAGUGAAGAAGAACAGGCGGCUGGCUUUAGAGCUGAUGAAGAAGGCAGCUUCCAAGGGAUUGCAUCAGGCAGUCAAUGGCCUGGGAUGGUAUUACCACAAAUUCAAGAAAAAUUAUGCCAAAGCUGCCAAGUACUGGUUAAAAGCAGAAGAAAUGGGGAACCCAGAUGCGUCGUACAAUCUUGGCGUCCUGUAUUUAGAUGGCAUUUUCCCAGGCGUCCCCGGAAGGAAUCAAGGAGACAUAAACAGGCUUGACAAGUUUGAGGAAUUAUGGGCAAAGCACGUAGCUGAGAAAAAUGGCUACUUGGGCCAUGUGAUUCGCAGAGGCCUCAACGCCUACCUGGAGGGCUCAUGGCAUGAAGCUUUGCUGUAUUAUGUUUUAGCAGCAGAAACUGGAAUUGAAGUGUCACAGACAAAUUUAGCACACAUCUGUGAGGAGAGGCCAGACCUGGCUGAGAGAUACUUGGCUGUUAAUUGUGUUUGGAGAUACUAUAAUUUCUCCGUUUUUCAAAUCGAUGCUCCUUCAUUCGCGUAUUUGAAAAUGGGAGACCUUUACUACUAUGGCCAUCAAAACCAGUCACAAGACCUAGAGUUGUCUGUGCAGAUGUAUGCCCAAGCAGCAUUGGAUGGAGACUCCCAGGGAUUUUUUAACCUGGCCCUGCUCAUUGAGGAAGGUGCUAUAAUCCCACACCAUAUUUUGGAUUUCUUGGAAAUUGACCCCACCAUCCAUUCUAGCAAUUUUUCCAUCCUCCAGGAACUGUACGAAAGGUGCUGGAGCCACGGUAGCGAGGAGUCAUUCAGCCCCUGCUCCCUUGCCUGGCUUUACCUUCACUUGCGGCUUAUCUGGGGCGCCCUCCUGCACUCUGCCCUGAUCUACUUUCUGGGCACCUUCCUGCUGUCUGUGUCGAUCGCCUGGACUGUGCAGUAUUUCCAGUCUGUCUCAGCCCACGGUUCUUCUCCAACACCAGCCCGGACCUCCCCAGAGCCUGCUGCUUCCACUUCAAGUCCAGCUACGACUUCAGCUGCACAUGCCUUGGAUCAGGGCCAGCCGACGGUCACUAAUAACCCAGAGCCACGGGGGUGA